Molecule: messenger RNA, 1310 nt
Organism: Astyanax mexicanus (Mexican tetra)
Lineage: Eukaryota; Metazoa; Chordata; Actinopteri; Characiformes; Acestrorhamphidae
Product: core histone macro-H2A.1
Exons: 9
Coding region: 168-1271 (367 amino acids)
Biological process (GO): nucleosome assembly
Cellular component (GO): nucleosome
Molecular function (GO): DNA binding; structural constituent of chromatin; protein heterodimerization activity
Source: RefSeq, a predicted model, not a curated record
CUCCGCGUUUCCCCUCGACACUGAUCCAGCCUGCACAGCAACAGCGCGGGGGAUUGUGGGAGUAGGAGGCGCCGCGGGGCUGUUUCUCUUCCAGCAGAACCGAACCGGACCGAGUCAAGCCUGACCGACACCGCCGAGCUGAGGGUCUUCAAACUGGCUGUGGCAGAAUGUCUAGCAGAGGGGGUAAGAAGAAGAGCACGAAGACGUCCAGGUCCACUAAGGCUGGGGUGAUCUUCCCCGUGGGCCGGAUGCUGCGCUACAUUAAGCGAGGCCUGCCCAAGUACCGGAUCGGUGUGGGCGCUCCUGUUUACAUGGCAGCAGUUCUGGAGUAUCUGACAGCUGAGAUCCUGGAGUUGGCGGGCAACGCUGCCCGGGACAAUAAGAAAGGUCGUGUGACUCCUCGACACAUUCUGCUGGCCGUGGCCAAUGACGAGGAGCUCAACCAGCUUCUGAAGGGCGUGACCAUUGCAGCAGGUGGAGUUUUGCCCAACAUCCACCCCGAGUUGUUGGCUAAGAAGAGAGGGUCAAAAGGCAAACUGGAGGCGGUCAUCACCCCCCCACCCGCCAAGAAAUCCAAAAGCACCAAAAAAUCAGGAACAGCCAAGAAACAGGGCACCAAAAAGUCCUCCAGAACUAAGAAGGGUGAUGGGAGUAAAUCUGCGAGUGCUGACAGCACCACCGACUCUCCGUCUGACGGCUUCACCGUUCUCUCCACUAAGAGCCUGUUCCUGGGCCAGAAGCUCAAUCUUAUUCACAGCGAGAUCAGUAACUUGGCCGGCUUUGACGUGGAGGGGGUAAUCAACCCCACCAAUGCUGACAUUGACCUUAAAGAUGAUCUAGGCAGCGCACUGGAGAAGAAAGGAGGGAAGGAGUUUGUUGAGGCAGUGUUGGAGCUACGCAAGAAGAACGGCCCCCUAGAGGUGGCUGGAGCGGUUCUUACAUCAGGUUAUGGACUCCCAGCAAAGUUUGUCAUCCACUGUAACAGUCCUGGCUGGGGGUCCGAUAAAUGUGAGGAAAUGCUGGAUAAAACGGUGAAGAACUGCCUGGCUCUGGCUGACGAGAAAAAACUCAAAUCCAUCGCCUUCCCCUCCAUUGGCAGCGGCAGGAACGGUUUUCCGAAGCAGACGGCAGCCCAACUCAUUCUGAAGGCAAUCUCCAGCUACUUCGUGUCCACGAUGUCGUCCUCAAUCAAAACAGUCUACUUUGUUCUGUUCGACAGCGAGAGCAUAGGAAUCUACGUCCAGGAAAUGGCCAAACUUGAUUCUAACUAAAUUUGUAUCCUCAAUUUUUAUGCUUGUUGAAAACAUUUU